Erigeron canadensis is the source of this 641-nucleotide messenger RNA. Its product is annotated as protein indeterminate-domain 16-like. The record is from RefSeq and is a predicted model, not a curated record. The transcript has a single exon. Bases 23 to 502 code for a protein of 159 amino acids. Gene Ontology annotation, cellular component: nucleus. Lineage: Eukaryota; Viridiplantae; Streptophyta; Magnoliopsida; Asterales; Asteraceae. Gene Ontology annotation, biological process: gravitropism.
ACUCUAUUCCCUCCCAACAAAAAUGGAAGACCAUCAAUUGGAAUUACAACUUCUUCCUACACAAAACACAAUAACCUCCCAAUCGCGUGCCUCAUCAUGGUCUACCAACUCGACAAAGUAUCUAUACAGCGACGUACAAUAUCAUUCAAACAUUGCAAGUCCAUCGUUAGACCUGCAAUUAUCCAACAGUAGUUUCCAGUCAGUUAGGCCGUCAGAAAACAAUAAUGAUCAUAGAGGCUCAACAAAUUCAUUGAAAUGGCAAAUAGCGAAUCAAAAUAGAAUGGAGUCGAUGGAGAAGGCGUAUGUGGAGCGAGUUAGAGAGAUGACUCAACGAGAGAUGGAGUUGGCACGAUCAGAAAUGUCAUGUGCAAGACAUAUGUGGGAGAGGGCACAAGAGGAGGUCGAGAGGGCCGAGAAAAUGAAAGAAAAAGCAACACGUUGGAUUGAUUCGACUUGUAUGGAAAUAACUUGUCAAGCAUGCAAACAAACUUUUCGACCAUAGUUGGUUUUAACAUUAAUUUAAGAACAUCAAAUAAUUAGUAAAGCUUGAUCUUCAACAAUUUGCUGUUAAUUCAAUUCCAAUAUUUACUGUGAGUUCAUAAGUUUGGAGCUAAUCAUAUAAUCAAAAGUUCAAAUCAAAA